This is a messenger RNA of Periophthalmus magnuspinnatus, 1048 nucleotides long. RefSeq names its product EMI domain-containing protein 1-like. The record is from RefSeq and is a predicted model, not a curated record. The coding region runs from base 221 to 1048 and encodes 275 amino acids. The transcript has 8 exons. Gene Ontology annotation, molecular function: protein binding. Lineage: Eukaryota; Metazoa; Chordata; Actinopteri; Gobiiformes; Gobiidae.
GGAGACGGAAGGAGGAGCUGCCCACGCUAUAAGACGAGCUGUCGCUCCCGAAACUGCCUUACCGUUGCAGUGUGUGAAGUGUACUCGUGCAUGAACGGGAUGUGCGGUCCAAGUUGAGUCCCGGAGCGCACUGACAUAGGCUACUUCCUCCGCUCUGAACCGAAUUUAGCCUCUUGUUUUCGGGGCGCUCUUCUGAACUGCCGCUUGUGCCGUGGAUCACAUGGGGAAGCUGGAGUAUUCGCUGCCCGCGGGUUGGAGUUGUAGGUGUUGGUGGCGAAGGACGCUGGUGGUGUGGAUCGCAGCGGUACUUUGGGUGAGCUCUACUGCCGACGGGACUUGGAAGGACAAGGAGCAGAGCUCGGCGGGAGUGCAAAGAUCCGUAUAUCACAAGAGGAACUGGUGUCCCCACAUGGUGACAAAGACAGUGACGUGUAAGGUGCACAAUGGGACUGUGCUGCAGAGGGUGUACCAGAGCUGUCGCUGGCCCCAGGGGUGCUCCGGAGGCAGUUACCGGACAGUGGUGCGGCCAUCCUAUAAGCUUGUGUACCGCUCGGUAACAUCUCUGGAGUGGAAGUGCUGUCCAGGCUACAGCGGCGCCGCCUGCACUGACCAGGACCGAGGAGAUCUACGUGCAGCACAGGAGGCUGUGAGGAAAGCACCCAACUUGAGGAAGCCUUCUACCCGGACUCCUGAACUUGCCUAUACCUGUGCCAACUGCAGCGGGCUCUCUGCUCUGGGGGACAGACUCUCCUCACUCGAGACUAAGAUCCAGCUGCUGACGUCCCCUGGGUCUAUGUCCCAUCACUCACUGCAGGCUAAAGGAGGUGUGUCACUGACGGGGGCAGCGCCGGCACAGGGAGCUCCUGGAGAGCAAGGCCCUUCUGGUCCUCAGGGGGAGAAGGGCAGAGAUGGACUUCCUGGCAUAGAUGGGAAGCCUGGCUCUCAGGGGCCAGCCGGUCCCAUGGGGCCUCGAGGUGAUGCAGGGACAAGGGGCCCAUCUGGGAGCCCAGGGUCACAGGGCCCUGCUGGACCGGCAGGUAAUACCUGA